UCCGGUUCUCGAUGCUUCUCUGAGCUUAAGGGUUUCCGCCACUCGUUUACCCUCCCCCCAGCUCAUGAUCCUCCUCCCUCCCCCGCCCUCCUGCUCCAAUCUCCGAUCUGUUUAGUAAGAAGGUGCUGUUCCGAGAAGGAGAAGGAAAAGGGCUUGGCGCGUAUUCACUCGGCCCCGGACGUGGGAAGCAAGCCGUCUGGCUUCGGCCUCACAUCGGUCCUGUGCUCGCGACGGCGGCGUUGGCGGACUGAUCCGCGGCGGUGAAGAGGCAGGAGGAGGGGGAGGGGCGGAGCGUGGCAGCUGGCAGUAGUUCCGUCAGAGCGGACAUCUUGUGGCUGUGUCGUGCGCAAGCUGGGAAGUUAAACUUGUAGCCACCACCUCCGGUCUUCCCGUCACCCUCGCCCCCACUUCGGGCCGAAAGCACGGCGCCUGUGUCUGGCAGAGCUGGUGUGAGACGAGACAAUCCUGCCCCGCCGCCGGGAUAAUCGAGUUUUGGCCGGACCUUUGAGCAUACACCGAGAGAGUGAGGAGCCAGACGACAAGCACACACUAUGGCGCUGAAACGGAUUAAUAAGGAACUUAGUGAUUUGGCCCGUGACCCUCCAGCACAAUGUUCUGCAGGUCCAGUUGGGGAUGAUAUGUUUCAUUGGCAAGCCACGAUUAUGGGACCUAAUGACAGCCCAUAUCAAGGCGGUGUAUUCUUUUUGACAAUUCAUUUUCCUACAGACUACCCCUUCAAACCACCUAAGGUUGCAUUUACAACAAGAAUUUAUCAUCCAAAUAUUAACAGUAAUGGCAGCAUUUGUCUCGAUAUUCUAAGAUCACAGUGGUCGCCUGCUUUAACAAUUUCUAAAGUUCUUUUAUCCAUUUGUUCACUGCUAUGUGAUCCAAACCCAGAUGACCCCCUAGUGCCAGAGAUUGCACGGAUCUAUAAAACAGACAGAGAUAAGUACAACAGAAUAUCUCGGGAAUGGACUCAGAAGUAUGCCAUGUGAUGCUACCUUAAAGUCAGAAUAACCUGCAUUAUAGCUGGAAUAAACUUUAAAUUACUGUUCCUUUUUUGAUUUUCUUAUCCGGCUGCUCCCCUAUCAGACCUCAUCUUUUUUAAUUUUAUUUUUUGUUUACCUCCCUCCAUUCAUUCACAUGCUCAUCUGAGAAGACUUAAGUUCUUCCAGCUUUGGACAAUAACUGCUUUUAGAAACUGUAAAGUAGUUACAAGAGAACAGUUGCCCAAGACUCAGAAUUUAAAAAAAAAAAAAAAAAAAAAAUGGAGCAUGUGUAUUAUGUGGCCAAUGUCUUCACUCUAACUUGGUUAUGAGACUAAAACCAUUCCUCACUGCUCUAACAUGCUGAAGAAAUCAUCUGAGGGGGAGGGAGAUGGAUGCUCACUUGUCACAUCAAAGGAUACAGCAUUAUUCUAGCAGCAUCCAUUGUUUAAGCCUUCCACUGUUAGAGAUUUGAGGUUACAUGAUAUACUUUAUGCUCAUAACUGAUGUGGCUGGAGAAUUGGUAUUGAAUUUAUAGCAUCAGCAGAACAGAAAAUGUGAUGUAUUUUAUGCAUGUCAAUAAAGGAAUGACCUGUUCUUGUUCUACAGAGAAUGGAAAUUGGAAGUCAAACACCCUUUGUAUUCCAAAAUAGGGUCUCAAACAUUUUGUAAUUUUCAUUUAAAUUGUUAGGAGGCUUGGAGCUAUUAGUUAAUCUAUCUUCCAAUACACUGUUUAAUAUAGCACUGAAUAAAUGAUGCAAGCUGUCAAUGGAUGAGUGAUCAACUAAUAGCUCUGCUAGUAAUUGAUUUAUUUUUCUUCAAUAAAGUUGCAUAAACCAAUGAGUUAGCUGCCUGGAUUAAUCAGUAUGGGAAACAAUCUUUUGUAAAUGCAAAGCUGUUUUUUGUAUAUACUGUUGGGAUUUGCUUCAUUGUUUGACAUCAAAUGAUGAUGUAAAGUUCAAAAGAGUGAAUAUUUUGCCAUGUUCAGUUAAAGUGCACAGUCUGUUACAGGUUGACACAUUGCUUGACCUGAUUUAUGCAGAAUUAAUAAGCUAUUUGGAUAGUGUAGCUUUAAUGUGCUGCACAUGAUACUGGCAGCCCUAGAGUUCAUAGAUGGACUUUUGGGACCCAGCAGUUUUGAAAUGUGUUUAUGGAGUUUAAGAAAUUUAUUUUCCAGGUGCAGCCCCUGUCUUAACUGAAAUUUCUCUUCACCUUGUACACUUGACAGCUGAAAAAAAAAACAUAACAUGGGAGUAAUAAUGGGUCAAAAUUUGCAAAAUAAAGUACUGUUUUGGUGUGGGAGUUGUCAUGAGGCUGUGUUGAAGUGACUUAUCUAUGUGGGAUAUUGAGUAUCCAUUGAAAUGGAUUUGUUCAGCCAUUUACAUUAAUGAGCAUUUAAAUGCAACAUAUCAUUUCAGGUGACUUAACAUGAAUGAAUAAAAGUCAAUGCUAUUGGAUUGUU
Symphalangus syndactylus (siamang) is the source of this 2448-nucleotide messenger RNA. It is a transcript of the gene UBE2D3, whose product is annotated as ubiquitin conjugating enzyme E2 D3. NCBI's taxonomy places the organism in Eukaryota, Metazoa, Chordata, Mammalia, Primates, Hylobatidae. The record is from RefSeq and is a predicted model, not a curated record.